GUCCCCGGAUGGCUGAAUAGAGUAGAACAAUCCAGUAGGCAGAGAGUGGACGACCCAAACACGCACGGUUAGCAGACAACUACCAAACAACGGCGGCCUGACAGUGAUUUAAAUUAACAAUUUAUCUUCACCGUCAAACAAUGUGACCGAGUGAGAAGAACACCUUGGCGAGGACUGUCAGAAACACAUGACAGCCAACUUUGGUUGUUGUGAGAGGCGCACCAUGGCAUCUCAGCCAAGUGUAUACAAUGAAGACAGGAACCUUCUUCGCCUCCGAGCAUGGGAACAGAGGAUCCAAGAAACCAGCCAAGCCAAAGAACUCAACCCUGAUAAUGUGCCACUCUUUGGGGAACCAUACAAGACAAACAAAGGGGAUGAGCUUUCCAAUCGAAUCCAGAGGAUGCUGGGCAGUUAUGAAGAUGUGAAUAAUCCCUGUCCUCUUACUGUUGAGCCAUUGCCCGUUCCUUCUUAUGCAACCCUCUCACAGUCAGAUCAGGGUCAGCCAAACACAGAUAAAUCAACCAAAGCUCCAUUCCACAACCAGGUCCAUCACAUGUCAACGCAAAACCAGAAAUGCUCCUCUAGUAACAGUCACUCCUCUCAGCCCAUGAGGACGUCAGCUGCCUCUUCUCCCAACCAACAUGGACAUUCAUCCACUUUUCCAAAGCCUUCUUUGAACCACAGUCAGGGCGGUCAACCUGGAAACUCAGCACGUCAACAAAAGAUGAGUGAGGCCUUCUCAGAUCUCAGGGAGCGUGUCAGCCUUCCCCAGGAAAUGUCUGCUCAGUCUCCUGAUGUUAAGCCACUACCCUUCCUACAUUCCAGUAACCAUGAUAACACUGACUUGGACACUAAGGACACCUUUGAUAGAUAUCAGCUUCAGGAGUCUUCAGAUCACCCAUCUGAGUCUGCCAGCACCACGGACGUUUCCAUGUUGAACAUUAAGCAGUCUCCGAAAGAUGCACCUUUGACCCAUGCCACCAAGGCUAACGUGCUACCCUCCCAGACCUUCCCUCCACUCCUGUCAUCGAAGCAGCCCAGUGUAGUCAUGACCCAGAAGCCAACAGCCUAUGUGCGACCCAUGGAUGGUCAGGACCAGGUGGUCAGCGAGUCACCUGAGCUAAAGCCUUCACCAGAGCCAUAUGUACCACUACCAGAGUUAAUCAGCAAGUCCAACCCGGGCAAAAUGAAGAUACUGCCACAGUUUUUGGAGACGAGGACGAAUGAAGCUCAGUGUGUCGAAGACAUCUUGAGGGAAAUGACUCACUCCUGGCCCCCUCUUCUAACAGCUAUACACACACCUAGCACAGAUGCACCCUCCAAGUCCCCAUUCCCAGCUAAGGAAGCAGAGCAUGUCUCAUCAUGUCUGGAACAAAAAAGCUAUGACUCUGCUCCUCCUCCUACAGAUCCAUCCCAGCUUAACCAGCCAAGCGCCUCAUCUUCAUUUGAAGCAGCACAUUCCAGCGGGGUAGAGUCCGCCAGCUCCAGCGACUCAGAGAGUAGCUCAAGAUCAGAGUCGGACAGCGAAAGCACCACAGAGGAGCCACCUGAACCCCCAGUGAGCAUCUCACUUAAAACGGAGCCUGAUGCUCCAGCAGUGAGUGACUGGCAGUUGGGGAACUGGAUCAGGUCCAACCAACAGAACUCGAGCACUGAAAGCCAAGGCGGUACUCAUGUCACCGGGAGCCCCACUCACAAACAGCUACUGCCCACUCAAAGCUCCAAGCACUCCAGUGUAGAGGUGGUUGACCCUGCCAGGGAGUCCAUGCCUCAGCUUUCUUCUCACCAAAAAGAGCUCAGCGAAAAUCUUGCCAAACCCCAGCAGUGCAGAGAAAGCCCUCAGGACAACUGUUGCCAGCAGAGUAGCCAAAAAUCCCCUUCCGCUGAUUUCAGGAAACUGUCAUGCAAUAUGCACCCCUCAAAACCAGCAAAGGAAGGCUGCCCAGAUCACAGUGACACAGCUGUCAGUGUUAAGUGUGAGGAAAUCGUAGCCACAAGAGACAAAGACCCGUGUUUCACAGAUAGGCCCAGGGUAAAGACGAAAACAAAACACUGCAAGAAAAGCAAGAGCAGCAGUGACUCUAAACAAGACAGAAAACGAACUUAUAAACACACGUCUCUUGACAAGCGGAAGGCUGGAUCAGAGCCUGAAGCCACGCCAGUCGUGAACGGUCAUUGUCCAUCUUGUGGCGUGAGAUAUCCUAACCCCUGCUCCUGCCCCACCCAGAGUCCUUCUCUGCAGCGUGACCAGUCUUCUCCUGCCCCACCACUAAGAAUCGACUGUAGCAAACCCAAGGCAGAGACCUGCAGGAGGGGCACCAAGAGGCCUCACAAAACAACCUACAAGCACUCUGAGAAGACCGCGAAUACAACCAAGGGUUCUCGGAACCUCCACAGGCCUCCCAGAUCCCUGCUGGUGAAGAUCGAUCUAAGUCUGCUCUCAAGAGUCCCCCAGAUGCCUGGCAACCACCAGGAGAUACCCAGCAAUGGAAAGAGAUCUGCACUGGCUGUAGAGCAAGAUGGAGGAGGGGGUGACGCUCCUACAACACACAAACACAGCAAAACCAGCAAAAAGAGCAUACCUCCAAAUGUUGAGGUAGACAAUAAAAGUCUCCCCAGGAAGAAACCAAGGCUGGAAAACAAGAAUACCUCAUCAGCUCAUGUGUCUGUCAAACUGGAAAGUUCCAGCAAUCCAGCAGAGGAGCAGGAGAGAAAGAGGGCCAAGAAAAAUCCUGUAUCUAUGCAGCAGCCUGCAACACCCAAAGACACUGCUAAAGACUCAAAGGUACACAAACGCUGUUCAGGGGAGACCCAGGAGUCCAGUAAGAAGACUGUAAAGAGCAAGAACUCCUGCAAGCACAAGAAGAGGAGUGUAAAAAACACAGAGCACCCACACUCUGAAAAGCAGAAACCUCCUAAUAGCAGCCUUGCCGUCCCAUCAUCUUCACAGUCCAACAAAGAAGUAUUGAUCAACAGGCCUUUGCUCAAGUUUGAGGACAGGCAGUAUCCAGUGAAGCAUUACAUAAAGGAGGCCAAAAGACUGAAGCACAAAGCAGAUGCAGAGUCAGAUAAGCUCAGUAAAGCUUUCAACUACCUGGAUGCGGCCAUGUUCUUUGUUGAGAGUGGCAUCGCCAUGGAAAAAGAUCCACAGAUUUCAAUGUCUUCCUACACUAUGUUUGCAGAGACAGUGGAGCUCCUCAAGUUUGUGCUGAAACUUAAAAACUCUGUGGACCCUUCUGCUCCACCCUCAGAAAAGGACUUUUUAGCUUUAUGUUUGAAGUGCCAGUCUCUCCUGCAGAUGGCCAUGUUUCGCCAUAAACACAAAACUGCACUCAAGUAUUCAAAGACCCUCAAUGAUCACUUCACUAACUCUGCUCAGGCAACACACGAUCCUUCUGUUUGCUUAUCAAAAGUUACAGACACCCCGUCCCCCAUGCCGGACAUGCCGUCUCCAGCCAACACAUCCACCAGCUCAUGUCCUGGCUCCAACCACAGUGGUAGCGGGUUGGCUGUGGGCCCUGUUGGCAGCACUGUGGCCGUUCCCCAGGCCAUCGAACAAGUGGCAUUCACCUACGUCAAAAUCACUACGUUAUUCUUGAGCGCGCAUGACAUCUGGGAGCAGGCGGAGGAACUGGCACACAAAGGCAGCGGUAUGCUGACAGAGCUGGACAUCGGUUAUGGGCCCACUGAGCCUUGCCUCAACAAUGAGCUCUAUGGUCCGUUAUACAAGACAGGGUGUCCACUGGCUGAGACUGGACAGCCAAAAGGUAAAAUGACCAACAUCCUGCUCCCGUUACUGGACGCCUGCAAACCCUCCAUGCUGCUUCUCCCUGCCUUGACUUCACUUCAGCGUGUUUAACCGCUAUACCGACCUGAACUGUCCAUCAGGUUUGUGUCUUUUUUUUUUUUUUUUUUUUUUUUUUUUUCCUUUUUAUGUCACAUGGACAUCUCUCCAAAUGGCAGACACGGAUGUCAUCUCAUGUUUGUUUUUAAGGCUAGAUUUGGAAUUUUCCAGCAAGGUUACCACACCCAUCAUUGCACUUGGCACUUAGUCUUUUCUCUCAUGUUCACUUCGGUGUCUCUCUCUUUCUCUCUGGCACUUCAGAAAAAAAAAAAAAAAAAAAACUAAAAAACAUGGGCUACAUCUGGUGUAAUUGACACAUUUCAUGUCAUGGAAGGUUUAAUGUGCCUCCUUGUUCCUGUAUCAGCUGAUGUCAUUAUUUGCAAAUCAGGGCUUUAUUCAACAGUGACCUUAACCAAAUUUGGAUGGUAGUACAACAAAUAUAACCAGAAGUGCCAUUUGGUGGUGGUGGUUGGUGCAAGCACUGACACACAUCUUAUUUAUUAUUCUUGCUAUCACAUUGUCACCAUACAUUUGACUUCUGAUCAGAAUGUAAACGCAGGAAUUAAAUAACCACAAAAACUAAUGCACUUAUAAUCAUUGCUCAAAAGUAUCAUAUUUAAACUAUUCACUUCACAUUUAUGGCAACUAAAUGUAUUUAAUUUCUCUUAAAAAGAGAUUUAAGUUUCCCUGUUUCAGUCUGAAAGAUUGGCAUCUAUCACUGAGUGGCACAUUUUAAGUGACACUUUUUAUGACUUCUAUACUUUGGAUGGAUUCUGUAAUUUUUUAAAGUCUGCAUUUUGUUUUCCCCACAAAUCACUGUCAUGAUGACCCAUGAGAAUAAUGGUGCCCAUGUCACAUUUCUGCUGUUGACAUGGUCUAAUCUUCUAACAUGUAAGUCUAAUUCAAUUUAUUCAUUUCAGCUCAUUCUUUGUUGGCAUCUAUGUUUUCAGUUUUUGAAAUUUGUGAGAUUGAAACACAUUUCUUGUGCAAUAAUAAGUGCAUUAAUAAGGAUAAACAAAAAAUGCACCAUACUGUUAAUGAGACGUUUGUUUGUUCCCCCCCAAGGCAAAAUACUUACUGCAUGUAGGUUGAAUUAUGUAUAGAUUAAAGUACCACAUAUGAAUGAGAUGACAAAGCAGAGCAGGGAAGGCUCUUUUAAUUAAGGGCAUUUAUUAACUGUUGUUCUUUAGGGCUUACCUUUCUGCUCCUGUAAGUUGUUAGUUUGCUUCCUGGCUCUUGUUUGUGUCUGUUGAGUGACUGAUGGUAGGAAGUUUCAGAGGCGUGGCAGACCUGUGACUCGUGGCUUUGGUAUUAUGGUUGGAUGGCUGCAGGGUCACAGCCUCUUUUCUGGCUGUAGUACUGUUGCUGGUUAUGACUUAGGAGUGAGUGGAUGGUCUGUUCAAAGCUGACUCGAUUUUAUUCUCAUCAUCAUGUUAGAGAAUUUGCACUCGUGCCUUCCUUAGACAAGCAUUGUAACCAUCUUAAAAGACAAGUUCACUUUUUUUCCCCAAGGUCAUCGUCAACUAGUUCUCCCCUCAUUCCUCCUGUCCUGUGGCUGUGAACAGAUCCCUUUCUUAAGCGAUGUAAGUGAUGUGGGACAAACUCAACAGUCAUCUGUCUGUGUAAAAGUGCAUCCCAAACCAAGGAGGGCAUUUUCUAAAGUUGGCCAUAUUAAUACCAAAAUCUGGCUUGGUGUUCCUACAUCUUUCUGAAAAGUAUCAGCUGAACUUGAAAAGAAUUUUUACACAGAAAGAAAGGACUAUGGAUUUUGUCCCCAUAACUUGUUACAUUAAAACUGCUUUAAGAAGGGUUCUCUUUGCAGUCAGUAUGAACAAAGGGAAUAAUCACAGCAACAUCACAAUAACUUUCAAUGUUUUGAGAUCCAAUUCAAAAAUCCGAACUGGUUCUUUAACUACAGACGUGUCUGGCAACAACUACUCGCAAGAACAAAAAAAGAGGGAAUAAUUUAACAUCCCUGACUUUCUGUACGUAGAGUGGUGGAUUCAGUGGUUCACAUUGGCACAUUUUGAGUAUAGUGGGACUACCACAGUCAUUUAACUGAUGAGAAACGACAGUUGUGUUCCCUUUGUUUUUGCGUCAGUAAGCUGCUUUCCUACGUGCUUCCCACACUUGAGUUGAAUUGCAAAUGUUUCCUACAUCAUUUCCUAAAAUGGCCAACUGUAGCUUACUAAUACUUGUGAGUAUUUCUAGUUAAUUUCAACGCGCUAUUGUACAGAAGAACAUCACGUUCCCAAGACCGGCAGGACUGUGCUAGUCUGUACUCUUGUUUAUCGUAACUUUGAUUCUAAGCAAUAAAGCAUGAGUUUUGUUGGCUCAGAAUUUAAGUGGGUUGUUGACAUAGUUAUCACAGGGUCUUAUUGAUACACUGGGGGAACCAAAAGUAAUCAAUAUGAAAACGAGAUACGAGAACACAAACAUUGGUUUAGAUUAAUGCAUUAUAAUAGGGCUCAUCUUGAAAUGAGUGCCAUUUGACAUUUUUUCGCUUGUAUAAUCAGUUGGUGUGUCCGUACAGUUACAUGCUAUAAAAGGGCUGACCGAGGACCACAGAGUGUUCCUAAAUUUAUUUUCUCAUAUUAAUGGUAAAGUGAUAUUUUUUAAGUAAGGAGCGUAUACUGGUGCCAUGGAAUUAGGGAUUAUUUUUACGUACAGAUCAUCAGCAGGCUGCUAUAGUAUUGAUCUUCACCACAGAUGUCUACACUGCAUAUUAAGUGGAAAUGGAAAAUUUGGCAUUCGACAUUCAUAAACAGUUUGAUUUCAUCUGGGUUUUUUUUUUUUUUUUUUAAAUGUUCUUGGGUCUUGUCUUUUCCAACCUGUGGCUUUGUUUUCAUUAUCUUUGGGUGCUGGUGCUUCGUUUAUGAAUUACUCUGAAACAAGUUUACACUUCUUGUCCAAAUAAUUAUUUACUGGAAAAAACUGUUGAGAAAGGUUUUUGAAGGAUGCUUUUUUUUUUCCUUUUGUGAAAUAUGUAAAGAAUUUGUGUUGCAGUGUACACAGACGAAUAAACACUGGAAAUUAA
This is a messenger RNA of Lates calcarifer (barramundi perch), 6881 nucleotides long. It is a transcript of the gene aff1, whose product is annotated as AF4/FMR2 family, member 1. Gene Ontology annotation, biological process: regulation of gene expression. Gene Ontology annotation, cellular component: super elongation complex; nucleus. NCBI's taxonomy places the organism in Eukaryota, Metazoa, Chordata, Actinopteri, Centropomidae. The record is from RefSeq and is a predicted model, not a curated record.